CUUCCGGCAAUUAGCGCCUGUGCCGCUCCCUGUUCGCCCCUUCCUCCUUUCACUUUGGGCCCCUCGGAGGCCAGUUUUAAAAAAAUGGAACCUUGUUCCUGUGACACUUUUGUGGCACUACCUCCAGCAACAGUUAAUAACAGGAUUAUUUUUGGAAAAAAUUCAGAUAGACCCUGUGAUGAAGUACAGGAGGUAGUUUAUUUUCCUGCUGCAGUUCAUGACAAUCUGAAGGAACAUCUUAAGUGUACUUACAUAGAGAUUGAUCAAGUUCCUGAAACAUAUGCUAUUGUCCUUAGUCGCCCAGCUUGGUUAUGGGGGGCAGAAAUGGGAGCCAAUGAGCAUGGAGUUUGCAUUGGGAAUGAAGCUGUAUGGGGAAGAGAAGAAGUUUGUGAUGAAGAGGCACUACUGGGCAUGGACCUUGUCAGACUUGGUCUUGAAAGAGCUGAUACAGCUGAAAAAGCCCUCAAUGUCAUUGUUGAUUUAUUAGAAAAAUAUGGCCAGGGUGGAAAUUGUUCAGAGGGCAGGAUGGUAUUUAGCUAUCACAACAGUUUCCUGAUAGCUGAUAGGAAUGAAGCCUGGGUUCUGGAGACUGCAGGGAAGUACUGGGCAGCAGAAAAAGUACAAGAGGGAGUUCGUAAUAUUUCUAAUCAGCUUUCUAUAACAACCAAGAUUGAUCGGGAACACCCAGACAUGAGAAGCUAUGCUAAGCAGAAAGGUUGGUGGGAUGGUAAAAAGGAGUUUGAUUUUGCUGCAUCAUACUCUUAUCUUGACACAGCCAAGAUGAUGAUUUCUCCAGGCAGAUACUGUGAAGGCUACAAGCUUCUGAAUAAACAUAAAGGAAACAUAACCUUUGAAACAAUGAUGGAAAUUCUCCGAGAUAAACCAAGUGGCAUUAAUAUGGAGGGAGAAUUCCUGACCACUGCAAGCAUGGUUUCUAUUUUACCUCAAGGCUCCAACAUUCCUUGCAUCCACUUCCUUACAGGGACUCCUGAUCCUGAGAGAUCUGUUUUUAAGCCUUUCAUAUUUGUACCAAAUAUUUCACAACUAUUGGACACCAGUUCACCCACAUUUGAAGACUCAGUUAAAAAGAAGCCACAGUUUAACAUUAAGCCUGACAGAAGACACCUACUCUACCAAAAACAUCAACAGGCCUUGGAAAUACUAGAUAAUAAGCAGGAAAAAGCCAAAACAAUGUUGGACAACAUGAGCAAACUGGAGAAGGAACUAUUCAAAGAGAUGGAAUCAAUCCUUCAAAACAAGCAUCUUGAUGUGGAUAAAAUUGUUAAUCUUUUUCCUCAGUGUACAAAAGAUGAAAUUAGAAUUUAUAAGCCAAAUAUUAGUUCUUAGUGAUCGUAUAAAUGGUCAGCAAUCUUCCUCAAAAUUAGAAUCUGUUACCUUGGUAAAUAAUAUAAAUUAAGUUUGAGCAGAUCUGAUUAUUCUUUAAUAGCAUUCAGGUGAUAGCUUGGCUAUUAAAACUACAUGUAGCCUUGAUGAAAUAUUGAGAAAGAAAAUAACAUUGGAUUUGGACACAUAUAUCAUGGAUAGCCAGGUAUCACUUUAGGUACCAACUUGUAUUUUUUUUUCUAACCACAAUACCUUUUAAAAAAUCACAGUAAUUAAAUAUCCAAUUCUGCAUAAAGCAUGAAACAUUAAAAUAAUGUAUACAUUUAUUAUAAUUAUAUAUUGUCCUCAAAUAAUUUUCUCAGUUAUAACAAGAAAGCAGAUUUUUCUUUAGUAAUGGAAAAUAUUGAUUCAACUAAUAAGUUUUUUUGUGCUUUAGGCAAGUAUUAGCCAGCUCUAGCAAAAUUUUCUAGAUUUACAUUGUCUUAUCCCAGUCUUUUAAUUAUGCAAAUGUUUUACUAAACUCAAACAUGCUCUUUGUCAAGACUUAGCUGACCAGUGAGCUUUUAGCUCUAAUUAUCUAGCAUUUUUUCGCCCAUACCCCUUAACAGACUCUUAUGUUAAUAUUUUUAGAAGAGCUUUCCUGGGAGAUUACAAAAUGGAAUAAGCCAAGACCUUAGGAGGUAUUAUUUUGGUGUCUCAAAUCUCUCUCAUCUUUUACUUCUGUUCAUUCAGUGAAAACAGGAACAGGAAUGAGAGAGUGGUAAUGAAAUAGAAGUAUUAGCAUAUUAUGAACAUUAAGAAUGUUAUAAUGUAUAAUGUAUUAUGAACAUUAUAUAUGAAUAAUAAUACCUGUCCAAAGAUUACAAAACUCUGUUAAAGUUACACAGGGAUUACCAAGUAAUACUCAAAGUUGGAAAUAUAAACAAAAGAAAAAUCCAACUCAAAAUAACACUAUGUUGGGCUUCCCUGGUGGCGUAGUGGUUGAGAGUCCGCCUGCCGAUGCAGGGGACACGGGUUCGUGCCCCGGUCCGGGAAGAUCCCACAUGCCAUGGAGCGGCUGGGCCCGUGAGCCAUGGCCACUGAGCCUGCACGUCUGGAGCCUGUGCUCCACAACGGGAGAGGCCACAACAGUGAGAGGCCCGUGUACCGUGAAAAAAAAUAAAAAUAAAAAUAAAUAAAUAACACUAUGUUUUUAUUGGUUUCUAGAAAUUUCCAUUUUAGGUGUUUGAUUGCAUUAUCAUAUUUAUUGGUCACUAUCACUGCAAUUAGGAUUAUUACUAAAAUAGUGGAUCAUUAUAUUUAAAGAGUCCUCAGAAAUUAUUUUUUAAAUUCUCUCAUAAAAAUCAUAAUCUGCCUGAUGGCUCUUGUCUGAUGCAGGGCUGCCAUUACAAAAGAAAACUGUAUCAAAUGCUCAGUUAAUUCUGGUUUGCCUUACAUAUAAUUCAGUGAUAAGUUCUUCCUAAAUCAUGAAGCCCCUUGGGCAACCCCCAAAUGUCCCCCCCUCUCUUUUUUAAUACGUGAGGAAACUAAGGGUAAGCAGUUCAUUGAUUUAUUUAGGCACAGAAAUGUGCCUCUCUCUAGGGCCUGCGUGUUUUCACUUUCUCCUUUGACACCAUGCUAGACCAAACUAGUACCAGGCUCUCACCUGGACCACUGCAGUUAAGUUCUGCACCCAUUUUUGCUCUUUAUCUUCAUCCACAUGGGUUACUGCAGCUAGAGUGAUCUAUUAAAAUUUUAAAUAUGUUCAUGAAUUUCCCUCCUAAAACUUAAAAAAAAAUAGACUUGAGGGAGGGGAAAAAUAGACUUUAUUUUUAGAGCAGUUUUAGGCUUAAAACAAAAUUGAGCAGAAAGUACAGAGUUCCCACGUACCCCUGUUCCUCUAUCCUCCCCUCCACCAUCAACAUCCCACACCGGAGUGGUACAUUUGUUAUAACUGAUGAACUUACACUGACACAUUAUUAUCACCCAAAAUCCAGAGUCUGCAUUAGGUUUCACUCAUUGUACAUUCUGUGGGUUUGGAUAAAUGUAUAAUGACGUGUAUCUACAAUUAUAGUAUCAUACAGAACAGUUUUACUGCUCUAAAUAUCCUUUGUGCUCCACCUAUUCAUCCCUCCCUUCCCCUAACCACUGGCAAUCAUCUUUUUACUGUCUCCACAGUUUUGGCUUUUCCAGAAUAUUGUAUAGGUGGAAUCAUACAGUAUGUAGCCUCCUUUUCAGAUUGGCUCUUUAACUUAGUAAUAUGCAUUUAAGUUUCCUCUAUGUCUUUUCAUGGCUUGAUAACUCAUUUCUUUUUAGUGAUGAAUAAUAUUCCACUGUCUGGAUACCCUGGUUGCUGAUAUCCACUACUGAAGGAUGUCUGGUUGCUUCUGUGUUUUGGCAAUUAUGAAUAAAGCUGCUAUAAAUAUC
This is a messenger RNA of Mesoplodon densirostris (Blainville's beaked whale), 3750 nucleotides long. It is a transcript of the gene SCRN3, whose product is annotated as secernin 3. Bases 85 to 1347 code for a protein of 420 amino acids. Gene Ontology annotation, molecular function: cysteine-type exopeptidase activity; dipeptidase activity. The transcript is spliced from 8 exons. NCBI's taxonomy places the organism in Eukaryota, Metazoa, Chordata, Mammalia, Artiodactyla, Ziphiidae. The record is from RefSeq and is a predicted model, not a curated record. Gene Ontology annotation, biological process: proteolysis.